Messenger RNA from Rana temporaria (common frog), 3311 nucleotides. RefSeq names its product beta-secretase 2 (gene BACE2). The record is from RefSeq and is a predicted model, not a curated record. Gene Ontology annotation, biological process: membrane protein ectodomain proteolysis; amyloid-beta metabolic process. Gene Ontology annotation, cellular component: membrane; endosome; trans-Golgi network. Lineage: Eukaryota; Metazoa; Chordata; Amphibia; Anura; Ranidae. The transcript is spliced from 9 exons. Bases 108 to 1610 code for a protein of 500 amino acids. Gene Ontology annotation, molecular function: aspartic-type endopeptidase activity.
CAGACUCCUCCCCGCCAUAUCCGUUGUUGUAUCCCGGGGGGGAGAGAGGCGAUCUCCGGGCGCUGUGUACCGGGCAGUCAUGCGGAGUGUAUAGAGGACGGAGGAUAAUGAGGGGGACUCUGCACACCCUGCUGCUGCUGGCAGUGCUGGGAGGGGUCCGGACCAAGUUCUCCUUCCCUCUCCGGAUCUCCCCUGCCCUGGUCAGCCAGCCCCAGCCUGUCUCUACCACCACUGCCAAGGAUAUCAUGGGGCUGGCCCUGGCCGCCGACCCCAGCGGCAACAUCAACUUCAUGACCAUGGUCAACAACCUGGAGGGAGACUCUGGCAGGGGGUACUACCUGGAGAUGAUGAUCGGGACCCCCCCACAGACAGUAAAUAUUUUGGUGGACACGGGAAGCAGUAACUUUGCAGUUGCCGGAGCUCCGAAUCCUGAUAUUUCCACGUAUUAUGAAUCGUUCGCGUCCUCUACAUACCAGUCUCUUGGAACGGCGGUAACGGUCAGGUACACUCAGGGAAGUUGGACUGGAGUUCUUGGAAAAGAUGUCAUCGGCGUCCCGAAAGGAGUGAAUGGGACGUUUUUGGUCAACAUCGCUUCUAUCUUGGAGUCUGAAAGUUUCUUCAUGCCACAGAUCAAAUGGCAAGGGAUUCUGGGACUGGCUUACAGCACCUUGGCCAAGCCGUCAAGCUCUGUGGAACCGUUCUUUGAUUCCUUGGUAGAGCAGGCAGAUAUUCCGAACGUUUUCUCCAUGCAGAUGUGUGGGGCUGGCCUGCCCACAACCGGGUCCGGAAACAAUGGCGGCAGUCUUGUCAUGGGUGGUAUGGAACCAACGCUGUACUCAGGGGACAUCUGGUACACCCCCAUCACUGAGGAGUGGUAUUAUCAAGUGGAAGUUCUCAAGUUUGAAGUUGGAGGGAUGAACUUGAACCUGGACUGUAAAGAGUACAACACCGACAAAGCCAUUGUGGACAGCGGCACCACACUCCUGCGUCUCCCAGACAAGGUCUUCAAUGCCAUGGUGGAAGCCAUCGUUCAGACAUCUUUGAUUCAGAACUUCAAUAAUGAAUUCUGGACGGGUUUGCAGCUGGCGUGUUGGGAGAAAUCAGAGGAGCCAUGGACGUACUUCCCGGAUCUCUCCAUUUACUUGCGUGACAGCGACAACGCCACUCGCUCCUUCCGCCUCACCAUGAAGCCUCAGCUGUACAUCCAAUCUGUGAUGACCUUCCGUACGGAUAUGAAUUGUUACCGCUUCGGCAUCUCGCCCUCCUCCAAUGCGCUGGUUAUCGGGGCCACCGUCAUGGAAGGCUUCUACGUCAUAUUUGACAGAGCAGAGAAGAGGGUCGGUUUUGCAGUCAGCAGCUGUGCAGAGGUGAAUGGCAUUCAGGUCUCGGAGAUUGCCGGUCCCUUCAGCACCGCGGACAUAUCCAGUAACUGCAUUUCCAGCUACCCGUUCCGAGAGCCCGUCAUGUGGAUUAUAUCGUAUGCACUCAUGACUUUUUGCGGCAUUAUUCUGCUGGUGCUGGUGGUCUUGCUGCUUAUUCCCCAAAGACGGCACAAUGGCCCAGAGGUUGUCAAUGACGAGUCUUCUCUAGUACGCCAUCGUUGGAAAUAACCAAGAGGACUCUGUACACCAAAAAGGAGCCUUUGGCCAGCGGACUUGGUGUUCUCUCACCCAGUUACUUUUUUUCUUUUGCUGCUGGGAAUGUCGCAAUCACAACCAAAGCUGUCCACAUCAAGUGGCAUUUGUAACUUAUUACCUUUCACGUUCCGUGCAAAUUUCAAAGUACGCCACCAGGGCGAUGUCUUACUACUGUACUGAUCAUUUUCUAACUGGAUGCACUGUGGACUUUGAUGUUUGAAAAAAAUAAUAAUAAUUUUUUUGAUAUUUUUUGGAAGCCAUAGCCAUGACCACUCAAGCCAUAAUUGUGAUAUCCUUGCUACUCUUAAAUUGAACCUCUACUUAGGAGGCAUCGUAAACUUUACACGGAUCAUGAACAGUUGGAAUCUUAAGGCACCUACGCACAUUUCUGACAUUCCUGCAACCCCUUCUACCUUCGGUCAUAGGAUAAGCCAGAAUGUCCCAACCACAAUGACACUGAGCAGCCUAUAGCCAAGACCAGGUGUUGGCACAUAUGGGGCAGGAGGCAAGCCUUGCAUAAAGUAGAAGUCUAACCACAACAUAUAUUUUAUUUUUUUGGACCCCCUGCAAGACUUAUAUUUUUGUCUUUGUCUUCUUUUGAGUAGACUUGCCCUCACCUAGGUUUCUAAGUAUAAAGCAUGGGUUGGGUUCAAGUCAAAAGCCUUCGCCUAGCCCUCAGGAAUUCUGGACAAAUUUUUCUUAAUACGUUGAUUUCCUAUAAUCGUCUGCUCCAUCCAGUGGCCAUAAUGUACAUAUUUUCCUGAAAUAACUCAAUCAGGUAAGUACCACGUUAUGGCCAAUAAAUGGCGCUGUCAAUCAUAAGAAAUUAAUAUAUUAAGCAAGAUAUGGCCAAAAUGUGUGAGGACUGGGUAAAUGCUUGUGACAUUUGUCCAAUUAAAUGCUUUACCGAUGGACCCCUUAGUGUGUUACUGGUGGGGUGGAACCAUUACGCAAAAGACGGCACUGUAGCUACCAUUUAGUACAGGGGUCUCCAGACUUUUUAAGCAAAGGGCCAGUUUACUGUCCUUCAGGCUUUAGGGGGCCUGAUUCUGGCCAGUGGAAGUUGAAAACGCCUCGGCAUCAAUGCCCGAUCACUGGUUUUAAUGGUAGGAAUAGUGCUCCAUUGAUGAUCACAGUGAUGAGAAUGAUGCCCAUAGAGGAAAUGGUACGCCAUUUUUGGUGUCAGUUGAUGGAGGGCAAGCAAAGGGCCACAUUUGGCUCCAAUUUGGAGACCACUGAUUUAGUAGAAUGUGAAAUGGUUAGAACUUGUGGGUUGACUUUGUGUCUUAAUUACUAUUUCUAUGUAAAACGUGAUGUUCAAUCUCCUCAAUGGCCAAUAUUCCCGAACGAGGUCCUAUUGCUUCUGUUUCCAUAUGUUUCUGGUAGACUUCUACCUCAUUAAUGCCAACUUAUGGUAAAUCUGUGUUUUCAUAGGAUAUUUGGUAGGACUUUGAACAGUGGUUAGAAGGGGUUUCCAGAAUUGUUCCAACGGUUCUUGGAUACCUUUACAACGCUGUUUGUUCAGUUAGUUACUCCUUUUCACCUUAGUGUCACCUCAGGUGUACGUCAAAGUUUUGUAGAUUAUUGAUCUCUUUGCAGUUACUUUUUUGGAUUCCAGUUGAUGUAUUUUCUUCUCAUUCCAGAAGUUGUUCUUUUUAAAACCAUUGACACUGA